Gadus morhua (Atlantic cod) is the source of this 5205-nucleotide messenger RNA. RefSeq names its product BCL11 transcription factor B a (gene bcl11ba). Bases 1468 to 4266 code for a protein of 932 amino acids. NCBI's taxonomy places the organism in Eukaryota, Metazoa, Chordata, Actinopteri, Gadiformes, Gadidae. Gene Ontology annotation, molecular function: RNA polymerase II cis-regulatory region sequence-specific DNA binding; DNA-binding transcription factor activity. Gene Ontology annotation, cellular component: nucleus. The transcript has 3 exons. The record is from RefSeq and is a predicted model, not a curated record. Gene Ontology annotation, biological process: positive regulation of transcription by RNA polymerase II.
CGCUCGCUCGCUCGCGUGUGUGUGCGUUUGUGCGUGUGUGUGUUCGUGUAGCCCAGUGUGUGCGAUAGAAUCUGGGGUUUGCGCUCACUGUCCAUGGCUUUUCUUGCUGGUGAUCCGAUAGUUGUGAAAGCCACCACUAGUCGCCCCCAGUGCUCUCCGCAGUCUCCAUUAUUCCUUCCUCGCCGUAGACUUAACGUCACGUCCGCACUUGAACUUGAAUUUUAUCCCAUUGUAGGGAGGCAGCCCUCGCCACAGAGACACAGGGAGAGCUCGGGGGAUGCAGGACUCGCCGCCGUCUUCUUCACACACUAAAGCGCCAGAGAAAGGGGAGUACGAAGAAGAAGAAGAAGAAAAAGGAGAAGAGAAAAAAAAAGCAAACCCAAACCAAAGCGCGUAAGGUCUUGAUUUAUUAGGAAAGGAGGUGUCGGUAUAGUAGCCUCUGUCCCCCGCUCUCCGCAGAGCCGUGCAAGGGGGCAAUAGCACUUUGAGUUGAAGACAGCACAAAGUGAACCUUGCCUGCCUACACCGGGGGUGACAUCGCCCGCACGCGCCACAAGAAGUGCCCACUCCUCGGCGGCACCCCAAGUCUCGAGAAAAGGAUUGGAUUCCUAUUUUAUACAUUUUCCACUCAUACUUUUUAAACUCUGUUUUUAAAGAGAGAGAGCGGGACCGACAGCGCUACCAGGGUCCAAGGUGUGCGUGCGGAGAUCGGACAGUGAUAUCCGUCAUACCUGUGCGCGCACGCACGCACGCACGGACUUGACCCGCACGCUCCUCUCUUCUUCAGAAGGUGGAGAGAGAGCGGUCGCCGGCCGGGGUGCACCUCCACCCCUCCAUCCCCCCCCUCCCCCUCCCCCACCUACCUGCCUUGCCUUGCUGACACACACACACACACACACACACACACACACACACACACACACACACACACACACACACACACACACACACACACCACAUAUCAUCCACCCAGGAUCAGUCAGUCCUUGUGUUCCUCCGCUCGGACAGCUCCGUGCACUUUGCGCCUCCUUCCUCUUUUGUCAAACGGUGCCGCGAGUCCGCAAGACGGCGUGAGAGCGAGAGACUAACAAGCCGGACUAACCGCAGCGACACUCAACAUACACAACACGAUCCACCAAAAAACAACAACAACGAAAAACAGGUUCCAUCGGUUCACUGGGAACCCGAAGAAGUGGGUUCGCGGCGGACACUCUUGCUGUGGGCAUCGAUCGCCUGUCCUCCUGUCGAGGGAACCGACCGAUCACCGCCAGUUCACUGCAGCGACGACGCGGCUCCAGCGAACCGCCACGGCCGGUCACCGGAGAGCGCAAUUGCGCACUGUGGUGCAGCCUUUUGUGGAGGUCCCCUCGCAAAGUUAGGGGCCAGAAGGAAGACGCGAUAGGAGGCAAGCGAGCCGACCCUUUCCAGUGCCGCUCUCCGGGCAAUGCCACUGUGAAUGCCAGGGCAAUGUCCCGUCGCAAGCAGGGGAACCCACAGCACGUGUCUCAGAGAGAAAUAGCACCGGAGUCUGAGCAUGCAGACUGCGGAGGAGGAGGAGGCGGCGUUGGUGGGGGCGGUGGAGGCCUUCUCGCUGGCCCCCUCCCAAACCACCUUAACCACCACCACCACAACAACCACCACCACCACCACCACCACCCCCCCACGCCCGGCCCGCACCUGGGCCUGCCCCACCCGCUGGACCCCAGCCUGGCCCACGGCGGCCUGCCCCCGGGGCUCCGCGUGGACCACGACCUGCUGACCUGCGGCCAGUGCCAGUCCACCUUCCCCCUGCGGGACAUCGUCCUCUUCAUCGAGCACAAGAAGAAGCAGUGCCAGGCGGGGCCGCCGCCCAUCGCCAAUGGCUGCUUCGACAAGAUGGCCGACCGGGGCGGCGGCGGAGGGGGAGGGGGAGGAGGAGGGGGAGGAGGAGGAGGAGGAGGAGGCGGGGGCGUGGGCGGCCUCCAGAACCACCACCAGCACCAGCAGCACAACCGCCACAGCAACCACCACCACCCCCACCACCCCCACCACCACCAGCAGCAGCCGCCGCCGCCGCCCCAUCACAGCCACAGGCCCGCCUCGCACCUCACCGGACCCCCGGCCGCGCUGAGGAAGGCGGCGGAGCCGGUGGAGGUGGGCGUCCAGGUGACCCCCGAGGAGGAGGAGGAGGAGGAGGGGGGCCGGGCCGCAGGAGGAGGCGGACGGAGAGAGGGGGAAGUGGGGGACAGGGGAGAGAGGACCCCCAUCAAAGGGAUUUGCCCCAAACAGGAGGGUGGCCAAGCAGGAGGCAGAGAUGAGCCCUCCAGCUACAUCUGCACCUCGUGUAAGCAGCCUUUCCCUAGUGCCUGGUUCCUCCUCCAGCAUGUCCAGAACACCCACGGCAUCCGCAUCUACCUGGAGUCCAGCCCCUCCAGCACGGCCCUCACGCCGCGCAUCACCCUCCCCCCGCCGCUCAACGACUCCAUCCCCCAGUCGCCGCUCACCAACUUCCUCGGCGACAACAACCCCUUCCACCUCCUGCGGAUGACGGGGCCCUUGCUCCGGGAGCCCCCGCCUGGCUUCGUGGAGAACCGCCUGCCCAACACCCCUCCCUUCGUCAGCCCUCCGCCCCGCCACCACCUGGACCCCCACCGCCUGGAACGCCUUAGCGCAGAGGAAAUGGGGCUCAUCUCCCAGCAUCCCAGUGCCUUCGAGAGGGUGAUGCGCCUGACGCCCAUGGCCAUGGAGUCCCAGUCCAUGGACUUCUCCCGGCGGCUCCGCGAGCUGGCGGGGAACAACAACACCGCCACGCCGCCGCUGUCGCCCAGCCGGGCCAACCCUAUGCACCGACUGCUGAACCCCAACCCCUUUCAACCAGGACCCAAGUCGCCCUUUCUAAGCAGCCCUCCCCUGCCGCCGAUGCCGCCGAGCAGCACCACCCCUCCCCAGACACAGAACAAAGUCAAGUCCUGUGAGUUCUGCGGGAAGACCUUCAAGUUCCAGAGCAAUCUGGUGGUGCACCGCCGCAGCCACACCGGGGAGAAACCUUACAAGUGCCAGCUGUGCGAUCACGCCUGUUCGCAGGCCAGCAAGCUCAAACGGCACAUGAAGACCCACAUGCACAAGGCCGGAUCCCUGACCGGACGGUCCGACGACGGACUGUCCAGCUCCCCGGAGCCAGGCACCAGCGAUGUGACGGGGGAGGGCAUGAAGAACCGCGACGGGGAUUUCCAGGGGGAAGGGAACGAGGAGGAGGAGGAAGAGGAGGAGGAAGAGGAGCUGGAGAAUGAGAGCCGGCCGGAGUCCAACUUCAGCAUGGACUCAGAGUUCUACCGCAACCGAGACAACAUCUCCAAGCCUCUCUCCGAGGAGAAGCCAUCGCUGAACCUCGGGAAGAUGGUGGAGAGCGUUGGGCUUAACGCUAUUCAGCAGUACAAUAACUUGAUCGUUGACAAUCGUAAACGCAUGCCCUUCUCAAAGAGGGGCUCAGACGGCCAGCGAGACACUGGGGACGAGGACUCUGUGGCGGGGGAGAUGGACCACAGGCCGGAGGAGAGAACCAUUAUAAACGGUCGGAACUGUGGCUCUGGCGACUCUUUCUCAGGCUUGUUCCCCCGUAAACCCACACCCAUCACCAGUCCCAGCCUGUCCAUCUCCUCCAACAAACGGAUCAAAAUCGAGAAGGACCUGGACAUCCCUCCCACGCCACUCAUCCCCUCGGAGAACGUCUACUCCCAGUGGCUGGUGGGCUACGCAGCCUCGCGCCACUUCAUCAAAGACCCUUUUCUGGGCUUCACCGACUCCAGACAAUCGCCCUUCGCCACCUCUUCCGAGCACUCGUCCGACAACGGAAGCCUGCGCUUCUCCACGCCCCCGGGCGACCUGCUGGACGGGGGUCUGUCCGGACGCAGCGGGACUGCCAGCGGGGGCAGCACGCCCCACCUAGGCGGCGCCGGCCGGCCUGGUUCCAAGGAGAGCAGGAGGAGCGACACGUGCGAGUACUGCGGCAAGGUGUUCAAGAACUGCAGCAACUUGACAGUCCACCGACGCAGCCACACCGGCGAGCGGCCCUACAAAUGCGAGCUGUGCAACUAUGCGUGCGCCCAGAGCUCCAAGCUGACGCGUCAUAUGAAGACACACGGCCAGCUGGGUAAGGAGGUGUACCGCUGUGACAUUUGCCAAAUGCCCUUCAGCGUAUACAGCACUCUGGAGAAACACAUGAAAAAAUGGCACGGGGAACAUUUGAUGACCAAUGAGGUCAAAAUUGAACAAGCAGAGCGAAGCUAAGCCAGGUUCUCCAAUUCUAUGAUCUGCGCCAUACUUUGACAAAAAAAACACAAAAAAACUAAACAAACAAACAACCACAAAAAAGUAAAAUACAUAAGGGGGUAGCUGGAUAUUCUUUUUCUGAAAUAUUUGUUUGGGUCAAAUUUUGUGUUUUUGCCUAGGAAACUGCCAACUGAGAAAAAAGUGAGAAAACUAAAAGACAUAUUAACACCAACCGAGCUGACUUAGCAGCCUCAUUCGGUGUCUCUUUUUAAACAAUCAAUCUGUUGUCUCAUAACAUAUGUGGAGCCUUUAACUGUGCAAUAAUUUCUGUAUUUAUUGGAUUUUGUAUUUUGGCAUGUGCAGGUACAUCUUUAUUUUAGGCAUUUUUAAAUUUGUUUUCUUUUUUAUUUUAUUUUUCUAAACACCCAGAAGAUAUCCUGAGAUUUUUUUAGGGGACAGAACAAAAAAUUACAUCAUAUUUUCGGCCGCUGCUUAGAGAAAAUUGUAUAUUAAAGCUAGACAUGAUUUCUUGAAGAGAAGCCGAAUUCAAUCUUCAAUUUGAAAAAAAAUAAAUAGGUGUCAGAGAGAAUGCUAGAAUUAGUAUAUAUAUUUAUUUGAAGAAAAUGACGAUGAUACGCGGACAACAAUCCUUUGGCAUUGUAGCAUGAACUGACUCUAAAACAUGUCAAUAUAAUUAGAUAUGUAGCACUGAGUGUCUUGUAUGACAGUAAAUGGAAAAAAUAGUCAAAUCGGACAGGAUCCCAAGGUUCCUCAAGCCCUAAUGAUACACCCCUCUGGACUAUAUUAUCACCCAGUGUGCAGAAUCAGCUCAAUGCUAAGGCAGCUGCUGUAUGGUACAUAGUACUAAGACCUUACACGAUGUUGAACUCUCACACACAACCACCUGCUCACACCAAUACAAAUGCACACACACAUGCACACCGACACACACACGCA